Naumovozyma castellii is the source of this 1665-nucleotide messenger RNA. It is a transcript of the gene MLS1, whose product is annotated as malate synthase MLS1. The transcript has a single exon. The record is from RefSeq and is a predicted model, not a curated record. Lineage: Eukaryota; Fungi; Ascomycota; Saccharomycetes; Saccharomycetales; Saccharomycetaceae. The coding region runs from base 1 to 1665 and encodes 554 amino acids.
AUGGUCAAAGUAUCCCUGGACAACGUGCAACUGCUAGUCGACAUCGACAAACAACCUGCUUUCCCACCUUCGCAAACAACCGUCGCUACCAUCCUCUCCAAAGAGGCACUCGAAUUCAUCGUUCUCUUGCAUCGCACUUUCAAUGAAAGACGCAAGGCCUUGCUAGCCAACAGACAACAAGUACAGGCAAGAUUGGAUUCCGGCAACUACCAACUGGAUUUCCUUCCUGAAACGGCAAACAUUAGAAGCGAUCCCGUGUGGCAGGGCCCCACUUUGGCUCCCGGCUUGAUCAAUAGAGGUUGUGAGAUUACAGGCCCACCUUUAAGAAACAUGUUGAUCAACGCACUAAACUCAGAUGUCAAUACUUAUAUGACCGAUUUUGAAGACUCCAUGUCCCCCACUUGGAAUAACGUCAUUUACGGUCAGGUUAACUUGUUCGAUGCCGUGAGAGAUCAAAUUAAUUUCAAGACGCCAAGAAAGGAAUAUAAAUUGAAUGAUAAAUUCGAAAAUUUACCAACUGUCAUUGUGAGACCUCGUGGAUGGCAUCUACUGGAAAAGCAUUUGAUUGUGGAUAAUGAACCCAUCUCUGCAUCCAUCUUCGAUUUCGGUCUGUUCUUUUACAAUAACGCUAACAAAUUAGUUUCUCUGGGAAAAGGUCCUUACUUUUACUUGCCCAAGAUGGAACAUCAUUUGGAAGCCAAAUUAUGGAAUGAUAUCUUUAACGUCGCACAGGAUUACAUCGGAAUGACACGUGGUACCAUUAGAGCCACAGUCCUUAUUGAAACUUUACCCGCUGCUUUCCAAAUGGAGGAAAUCAUUUAUCAAUUGAGACAGCAUUCAAGUGGGUUGAAUUGUGGUCGUUGGGAUUACAUAUUCUCUACAAUUAAAAGAUUAAGAAAUUUACCACAACAUGUAUUACCAAAUAGAGAUCAAGUGACAAUGACCUCCCCCUUCAUGAACGCAUACGUGAAACGUUUAAUUAACACGUGUCAUCGUCGUGGUGUCCAUGCAAUGGGUGGUAUGGCCGCUCAAAUCCCCAUCAAGGAUGACCCAAAGGCUAAUGAAACAGCAAUGAAUAAAGUGAGAACUGACAAGAUUAGAGAAUUGACUAAUGGUCAUGAUGGCUCUUGGAUCGCACACCCUGCAUUGGCUGCCAUUUGUAAUGAAGUUUUCAUCAAUAUGGGGACAGCAAAUCAAAUUCAUUACGUACCAGAUUGUAACAUCACUGCUGGAAAUUUGGUAGAGACAAAUAUCGUCGGGGGACAAGUCACCAUCGAGGGUAUCAAACAAAAUUUGGACAUUGGGUUGCAAUACAUGGAAGCCUGGUUGAGAGGUUCAGGUUGUGUCCCCAUUAAUAACUUGAUGGAAGAUGCUGCUACUGCUGAAGUGUCUCGUUGUCAAUUGUAUCAAUGGGUUCAUCAUGGUGUGGUUCUCAGUGACACGGGUGAAAAAGUAACUCCACAAUUAACUGAACAGUUGUUGAAUGAACAAGUGGCAAAAUUAUCCAAGGCAAGUCCAUUGGGGAACAAGAACAAAUACGCUACUGCUGCUAAAUACUUCUUGCCCGAAAUCAAAGGUGAAAAGUGUAGUGAAUUCUUAACCACUUUAUUGUACGAUGAAAUCGUAACCAAAAAAUCCCGUCCAACAGACUUGAGCAAGUUGUGA